UCUCAAAUCCAAAUCUCUCAAAUUCUCAAUCACUCCAAGAUUUCAAUCAAUCUUUCUUCAUCCAUGGAUUGCAGACCUUUUGAAAUAACCCUGAUCGGCGCCCAUGACAUCAAGGACGUCAACACCUUCUCCAAGAUGGACGUCUACGCCGCCGUCACCGUCUCCGGCGCCGGCGUAAGGAAGCAGAAGCUCCGCACCCCUGUCCACAAAGACGGCGGCACCAGCCCCAAAUGGAACCACACCCUCAAGUUCACCCUCGACGACGCCGCCCUCGUCUCCGACCGCGUCAAGAUCAAGAUCAAGCUCGUCUCCGACCGCACCUUUGGCCCCACCAAGAUCGGAAAAGCCGUCGUUCCGGCCAAGGAGCUCUUGCAGAGCGAGAAGGCCAACGGCGAGAAACCCGUGAGCUACCUCGUCGUGACUCCGAAAGGGAAGACCAAAGGAAGCGUGAGCUUCGGCUACAAGUUCGGCGAGAAAUUCUCGGCGCCUUUACCGGUUCAGCACGAGGCCCACAAGAAAGCCCAUGAGCCCGUUAUGGCGUACCCGGCGGGCCAUGCCGGGUCGAGCUCGGCUUACCCGCCACCUGGUGUGGCCCACCCGGUUUAUCAGCCUUACCCGCCGCAGCCGCAACCGGGUUAUGGCUACCCGCCGCAGCAGCAGCCGGGUUACGGGUACGCGCCGCCGCCGCAGGCCGGGUACGGGUACCCGCCGGUGGUGCAGCCCGGUUAUGGGUACGCGCAGAAGCCGCAGAAGCCUAAGAGAGGAGGAGGGAACAUGGGGCUUGGGUUGGGAGCUGGAUUGUUGGGUGGUUUGUUGAUCGGAGAUAUGGUUUCCGACGUGGGUGACAUGGGGGCGUAUGAUGGUGGGUAUGGUGAUGGGUUCGAUUUCUAGAAUUGGGGGUUUUAUUUGUUUGAUUGGUUUUUUAUGUUUCUAGCAGUCUAGUUUUUCUAUGAGUAAUGUAAAUGUCAGAAGAAGGUUUUGAGGGUUUUAUAUGACGCUCAAUAAAUCAAUGGAAACUUCUUUGCAUAUAGAUGAUGCAUAUAUUUGUUUUCGAAACUAUUGUUGUGUUAUUUGCUUGUGUUUGAACUUUGAAGUUAGAAAUUCGCUUGGGAUUUAAGGGAUUGCUGAAGAACAAGGUUGAAGUUGUGGAAUUGUGUUGUGCUAUUGGCCAGAGAGGUGAAUCUGAUUGCAGGGAAUAUGUUCCAUUCAUUCACCUAGUUGUUUUGGAUGCGCGCUUCUUCUUCUUUUUCUGUGUCGAUG
Messenger RNA from Fragaria vesca subsp. vesca, 1260 nucleotides. RefSeq lists its product as uncharacterized. Gene Ontology annotation, biological process: defense response. Bases 64 to 891 code for a protein of 275 amino acids. The transcript has a single exon. Lineage: Eukaryota; Viridiplantae; Streptophyta; Magnoliopsida; Rosales; Rosaceae. The record is from RefSeq and is a predicted model, not a curated record.